Molecule: messenger RNA, 1452 nt
Organism: Dermatophagoides farinae (American house dust mite)
Lineage: Eukaryota; Metazoa; Arthropoda; Arachnida; Sarcoptiformes; Pyroglyphidae
Cellular component (GO): membrane
Source: RefSeq, a predicted model, not a curated record
GUAAAUUUAAUUUUCAACAACUAAUUUGAUUCAAUCAACAACAAUUCAUGUGUUAGAAUUUUUAAAGCGGAUCAAUUCUACGUCCAAUUCUAAUAACAAAUUCAUCAUGGGUGCAGUAUUCAGUUCAAUAUUUCGUGUUCCGAUGCGAAUCUUUCGACGCCUUAGCAUAAUGUAUGAUUUGAGAAACCUAAAGAUCAUCAAAAUGGCCAAAGCAAAAGAACGUUUACGACAACAAUACGAGAAGCAGCAAGAGCAAGAGGAAGAGGAAAACCAAAUGAACGACGUGUAUCCCGAUUUUGUGAUGGAAAAGCCGCAAAAAAUUGUGAAAAGCACCAAACCAGACGGCAAUCGGAUGGAAACUUUUGUCAACUUUUUGCGGCAGAUAUUCAACGUUAAUCAAAUACGAUUUUUGUUUGUUCUCAUGAAAAGCGACACCAAAGAGAAUGACAUAUCGAGACGUUUUCUGCUAUUCUGGAUGGGAAUCAGCUACACAUUGCUCUACUUCUACAUUCAGGUCUAUGUGUUUGAGAAAUUUCAAACAUUGACACUGCUGCUGGUGACAGUGAUGGCCAUCACGACCAUCAUUCUGCCGCAAUUCUCACGUUGGGCACAAUCGUUUUCAUUGAUUCUCAUGCCACGCAGCGUCAUGAUCGUAUUGCGUGGUGCCAUACUGAGCGUAAUCGCUUUUCAGAUACACACCGUCACCCGUUUCAAUAUUGAGAGAAACUAUAAAAUUCUGGUCACCAGCAUACAAUGCAACGUGAGGAAAACUGAACGAUUCGCGUCACAAUCCAAGUCAUUUGGUUUUGGCGACACCAGAGGGCAGAAGAGUUUUCGUUUCAAUUUCGUUAAUCCGUUCAAACCGUUUGUGGAAUCCGUCAAAAGUUAUGCCUUGUCGAUUUCUGAAUUUUUCCAACGAACACAAGCAUACCUGGACAAAGUGAAUGCAGUAGGCAAUUGGAUCGCAGACAAAUUCACUUGGCUUCCUUCAAUAGAUUUCGGCAUCACCGGAUUCCUGGUCGAUAACAUAGCAAAACCGCUAGGAAACCAGGUAAACCAGAUUACCGACAACAUUGGAAAACAAAUUCUUAGUUGGUUCGAAAUUAAAUUUCACUCCAACUAUCACUUUUAUUGGAAGAGUUCACAACCCAAUCAAACGAUAGGAUCGGUCAUUGCGGAUUCGCUCAAUGAAGUGGUCGAAAGGCAUUCGUACAUUCAAUAUGUCAUGAGCUUUGUCGAACAGCUGGUCCACUUUUACGUAUUCACCGUGUUCAUAUUGAUUUUCUUUCCGUAAUUAUCAACAACACUAAUCAAUCGACCACUAAUAAUUAAUAACCAAUAAUAAUCAAAACCAUCAUUAUAGACCCCUGUUGUACAUUUACAAAUUCAGACGUCGUCCAAGUUUCGACAAUUUCUACAUAACCGAUAAACUGAUUGCCUACGACGAAGAAA